GUUCCUGUGCUCUAAAUGGAAAGAGGAGGCCGCUGCCAGACACAUGUAGCUGAGAACAAAAGGAUCAGGCAGUGGAAAUCAACAUGCCCAAUCCUUCUUCGACAUCAUCCGUCAGGAAGCGCUAUACACCCCAGACUUUUAGCCAGUCCUGUGAUGUUGUUUAAAGUGAACAUGGCGUCCGCGUUUACAUGUGAGACCUUACACACCGGCCAGAAGAUCCCGAUCAUUGGACUGGGCACCUGGAAGAGCGCCCCCGGCCAGGUGAAAAGUGCCGUAAAAUCUGCGCUCGGUGUUGGAUAUCGCCAUAUAGACUGCGCCUCCGUGUAUGGAAAUGAGACUGAAGUAGGAGAAGGCAUCCAGGAGAGUCUCAGCGCUGAUCAGGGCCUAAAAAGGGAAGACCUAUUCGUCACCUCCAAGCUGUGGAAUAACAAGCAUCACCCUGAGGAUGUGGAGGGAGCGCUGAGGAAGACCCUGAAGGACCUGCAGCUCGAAUACCUGGACCUGUACCUAAUGCACUGGCCCUAUGCCUUCAAGAGGGGAGAUAAUAUUUUUCCUCAGAAUCCGGAUGGCUCCCUGCAGUACGACUUUACCGACUACAAGGACACAUGGAAAGCCAUGGAGAAGCUGGUGGAGAAGGGUCUGACCAAGGCCAUCGGGCUGUCCAACUUCAACAAGCGUCAGAUUGAUGACAUCCUGAGCAUCGCUGCUGUGAAGCCGGCCGUGCUACAGGUGGAGUGUCACCCAUAUCUGGCACAGAACGAGCUCAUCGCUCACUGUCACAAGAACGGUCUUGUCUUCACCGGUUACAGUCCCCUCGGGUCUCCGGAUCGCAGCUGGAGAAAACCUGAGGACCCCGUUCUGCUGGAGGAGCCCUGCAUCCUGGAGAUGGCAAAGAAGUACUCCAAGUCUGAGGCCCAGAUCCUCCUCAGGUGGCAAGUGCAGAGGAAAGUUGUCACCAUCCCAAAAAGUGUCACCCCGUCCCGGAUCCUGCAGAAUCUCCAGGUCUUUGAUUUCUGUCUGACAGAAGACGAGAUGAAGGAGAUCGGAGCCCUGAACAAGAACUGGAGAUACAUCAUCCCCCUGAUCACUGUAAAUGGAAAGUCGGUCGCCCGGGACGCCGGACACCCCAUGUAUCCGUUCAAUGACCCGUACUAGGAUGGCAACCCCGUGAAAUCUCCGCCUACAUCCCCUGACUCCGCCUCUUUCAGUAAUAAAUUUUCAGCUUCGCGGUC
Messenger RNA from Hyla sarda, 1232 nucleotides. It is a transcript of the gene AKR1A1, whose product is annotated as aldo-keto reductase family 1 member A1. NCBI's taxonomy places the organism in Eukaryota, Metazoa, Chordata, Amphibia, Anura, Hylidae. The transcript is spliced from 9 exons. The record is from RefSeq and is a predicted model, not a curated record. Gene Ontology annotation, biological process: aldehyde catabolic process. Gene Ontology annotation, cellular component: cytosol. Gene Ontology annotation, molecular function: aldose reductase (NADPH) activity. Bases 16 to 1155 code for a protein of 379 amino acids.